Messenger RNA from Aspergillus campestris IBT 28561, 678 nucleotides. RefSeq lists its product as uncharacterized. The record is from RefSeq and is a predicted model, not a curated record. NCBI's taxonomy places the organism in Eukaryota, Fungi, Ascomycota, Eurotiomycetes, Eurotiales, Aspergillaceae. Bases 226 to 576 code for a protein of 116 amino acids. The transcript is spliced from 2 exons.
UCUCUCUACACCAAAAAUAACCAGGCAGUAGUUCGGUAAGACAUAACGUAUCUCGCAUGAGGUUUUAGUCGGCAGACAGCUAGGGGCUGUAUAUACGUCAUUUUCCCCUCCUGCAAGAGACACCCCGCGUUUGAGGAGUAAAAGCUGGAAAGCGGGAUACGAAUGGGCGUGGCACUGCCGUUCCUUUUGUUCGUUUAGUCUUGUUUGUUUGUUUUUGAAGCUGAUAUGGGUUGUACGAGGAACCGUACUGAUUAUGGGUAUACAUACCUAUGGAAGGGAGAGGGACUGAUUGAAUGGGAGAGAGAGAUGAGAGAGAUCUUGUUAAUUUCAUUCAGUUAUUACCGCCCUUAUCUUCUUUGCUUAUUUGACUGGUUUCUUUUGCUUUUGUUUGUCCUUUGUUGUUUUCUGUAUGUUCUUGUUUUUACUUUUUUGCUGCAUAUAUGGCAGGUGAUGCUUGAAAUUCAGUGCACGAGGUCAGCCAACUGGUGUAUGAUUGGCUUGAAUAUCCGGGUCAGUGCAUCGCCUAGAAUUCUAGUGGACCUGUUAUCAACUGGUAAUAUUGACAGGGCUUAUUAGUUUCAUGGGGAUUAGUGUUUGAGCUUUCGUUAAUUGAAACCUCGACAGAUUCAGCAUUGUAUCAACCCUGUUGCUGUAUCUUUCUCUCAUGGAUAGCGUGAA